UGUGUCUUAAUAGUUUUUAACUCUUUCAAUUAGGAAUUGAAAAUAUUCGUGUAGAAUAAUAACAGUGUAGAAUAAUUUAUAUUGUGAUCAUUCACUGCCCUCUGGUGGUCACAUUUAGGAACUGCAACACCAAACGAAAUCCCCAAUGUCAGAGAAUCUCAAAAUUAGCACGAUUCUACAUCUCGGUGGUUGCUGUAUUCUUACAAAGUUGUGCUGAUAAGGAGUUUAUUGAGACUUUGCAGCAAGAUAAGUUUCCUCUAUGUUAAUUUGAGGGGGUUAUACUGUGCGUCAUGGUGGCAGUGGGGAGCAUCGGUCUGCUGCAGGAUGCUUCUGCUGCAGGAUGCGUCUGCACCAACGCACUCUGCAGAUGUUUUGAAAUCAAAUGAUUUUUUUUUUUUUUGGAGCGACGGGACAUCUGAAAUGAAAGCGUGAGGAAGCUGUGUCUUGUAUUUUUGUGGGACUGACUCGAGGCGUUGCCGUAGUUUCUCCGUUAGGAUGUCAUCUGAAAAUGCUGCGUCACUGGAAGCUGAUGAAGGACCACCGGCUCCGUCAGAGCCUGAGCCCCUGAGGAUUGUGUUGCUGGGCCGGACCGGGACAGGCAGAAGCUCCUCAGGCAACACCAUCUUGGGCCGCUCCGCCUUCUGCGUCGACGCGUCCCCCUGUUCCGUAACCACAAAGUGCAAGAAACAGACCGGGACAGCAGGAGGGAGAAGCAUCUCUGUGGUGGACACUCCAGGCUUCUUCCAUACUCACCUGUCCCCCCAGGAGGUCCUGGCAGAGGUUGGGGAAUGCGUCGGUCUGUCGUCUCCGGGCCCCCAUGUCUUCUUGGUGACUCUGCAGCCUGGUCGGUUCACCCAGGAGGAGAAGGAGGCCUUGGAGUGGGUCAAGAUGAGGUUUGGGGCCGGAGUGGUGAAGUUUACAACGGUGCUGUUCACCCAGGGAGACCGGCUGCGGGGGAAGCGAGCUGAGGACUUCCUGGUGGAGAGUCGCGAGCUGUCGGAGUUCGUCAGCAGCUGCCGUGGGCGGUACCACGUCUUUGAAAACAGCCGCCAGGGCGAGGACGGCUCAGAGCAAGUCACGCAACUCCUGAGGAAGAUAGACGAGGUCGUGGCGGCCAAUGGAGGCGGUUGCUACAGCAGCGAAAUGCUCAAGGAGGCAGAGAGCGUCAUCGUGGAGGCCCAAGAGAGAAUAAUGGGAGGACACAAGGUGGAGUCUCUUCAGAUGGAGACCGAAGAGAAAGUGGUGGUGGAUUUGGAGAAGCUGAGGAGGGAGGAGGAAGAGGAGAGGAAGAGGGCAGAGAAGCUGUUCUGGUGCGAGCUGUUGACCGCUGUGGGGAAAGGAGCCGCAGAGGGGGUUGGGAUCCUGGGGAAGGACAAAGGGAAAGGGAAAGCGGUGAAGAAGGUGAAGGUGGUGGAGAAGGCGGCAGCGUUGGCAGCGUCGCCGCUCUCCAUCACUUCGGCGGCGAAGGCGAUGGGGGGAGCGGUGAGGGAAGGAAGUAAGGUGUUGUACAAACACAGAAAAACCUUCCUGCACUGAGGGUGUUGUCAGGACGUUAUUCAGCCUGGACCGUCUUUAUUACACAUGAUAGGUGAAAGAACAUUUGCUUUUCAUCGUGUGUCGGAUAUGAGAUUCUAUAAAGCAUCUGCAAGAGGACCUU
This is a messenger RNA of Mugil cephalus (flathead mullet), 1657 nucleotides long. Its product is annotated as GTPase IMAP family member 7-like. The record is from RefSeq and is a predicted model, not a curated record. Lineage: Eukaryota; Metazoa; Chordata; Actinopteri; Mugiliformes; Mugilidae. The transcript has 2 exons. Gene Ontology annotation, molecular function: GTP binding. Bases 496 to 1536 code for a protein of 346 amino acids.